Molecule: messenger RNA, 939 nt
Organism: Neomonachus schauinslandi (Hawaiian monk seal)
Lineage: Eukaryota; Metazoa; Chordata; Mammalia; Carnivora; Phocidae
Product: ankyrin repeat domain-containing protein 26-like
Exons: 4
Coding region: 47-883 (278 amino acids)
Source: RefSeq, a predicted model, not a curated record
UGGAGAGCUUACUUUCCCUGGAAAUUCAAAAACGAAUCAAAUUGAAAUGGAUAGUCAGAUUAAUAUGCUAAAACAGAAGGUUGAUGAUCUUACAGCAAAACUGGAAACUGCAUCUUCAAAAUGUCUAUACCUGGAUGCAAACAACCAGCUUCUUACCCAGGAGUUAACAUCUAUGAAGGAAAUGCAGAAGAAGUAUGAAAAACUAGAGAAGAAUAAAAAGAAGUUGGAACAACUAGUAAACCUCAGAAGUCAUGUAGAAUUCAGUAUGGUAGAAUACAGUAAAAUAGAACAAUAUAAAUGGGAGCUUGAAGAAAGAACAAGAUUGAAUAUAACAGAAAAAUUAGAAGAAGCCAAUCUGUUUUUCCAGACACAAGUAGCAUCUCAAGAAAGCUUAGGACAGAUAAGAGAAACUAAUAAUGCUUUAAUAAGAAAUCAAAUGGAACUCAGAAUUGAAGACCUGGAAUUUGAACUAUCCAGAAUGAAAAGUUCUCAAGAUUUUUAUAAAACAGAAUUGGAAAAAUACAAGCAACUCUACCUAGAAGAAUUAAAAGUUCGAACGUCAUUGACAAAUGAACUGAACAAGACUAAUGAGAAGCUGGCAGAGACCAGUACCAAACUUCUGGUGGAGACACAGCAAAAAAAGUCUUUGAUUAAUACUAUUGCUAUGAGCCCUGUCCUAGAAUUGCCUUCUGUUAGAAAUAUGAAUAAUAGUUCACUGUUGAAUACAUAUGUUGCUCCAAGAGAAAACCUAGUCAUUCCUACCUCAAGCUCAUGGCCUACAAAGAAUGGCAUUGAGACUUUCUUGACCAAGGUUAGUUAUCUUUUUUUCCUUGGGUUUCAGAUUUCUGAUAUAAUUUUUGUUUUUAAUUUGGUGAAAUUCUGAGUUGCUUAACUAACACACACUAAGUAAAAGUCAUAAUUAUAUGUGCUAAUAAAGAA